AUGUCUUUUCCAACUGGCACAGCAGAGGCAACAUGCCCAAGAGAAACACAAGAGGAAAGAAGAGCUCGAAUUCGCAUGGAGAAAAGGAGAAAUCCAAUCCUACUUUCCCCGGCAUGUGGCGGUGUUCACUGGAACGAGCCUAUUGAGAGACACAGUAUCGCGGAAGAAAUUCUUAUUAUUGUUCAGUUUCAGCUUCUUCAAGGCCUGUCUGUGCUCGACAUAUCCUCACGGACUGGGAAAGUAUGGCUCGCUACACUUGAAUACAUUUCGACUAUCCAAGGCUGCUCUGUAAAAUACUGGGGAACAGAGACAGCUCAAGGUCAAGAAUCAAUCUGUUUACUCGUUGAAUCAAAGAAUGCGAGGCAAUGGAGUAUAUUUCAGCAGAGUCUUGGGGUAACUUUGAUGCGGUCAGAAAUGUCCAGCCAACUCCAUCCAACCAAUAGGUGCUCACGCAUUAGUCUACCCAAUCAUGUAGAGCAAGUGAACAAACUAGAGGUCCUUAUGUUCAAGUUCGAUAGUGAGGUCUUCAAACGAGCUGUGGACAAAGUGCGCGAGAUUUUGAAAAUUUGGAAAGAAAGAUGGAGACAAGGAGGAAUAGAAGCAUCAGGUAACUGGCUGGAGGAUGAUGGCCAUCCAUACGUGGCAGAGUGGGCAGAUCUAAUACCUGUAGCUAUGGACAGCCAAGAUAAGAUUCUUAUGAUACUAGCCUGGAAUUGGGACGAAAAAUCAGUGAAUAUUACGGAGGACGACACGAGAAAUUCGAAGGCGGAAUUCAAUGCAGAACUAGCAACUAUAGGCGCAAAAGAGGUUGCAAUAAAUGAGUUCUUGCUUUCCGAGUCGGCCCAAAACAAAUUCAGAAUAAAAAAGAACAAGCAAUACGUCAAUACCAAGCCUCAAUUCAAUGUUGACUGCCUGGCUUCAUUGCUGCGGGUUUCCCCUUUGCGAAUUCAUAGCGAGACAUCUUCUGGGACGAGCUACAAAAACAAGCACACCGAAUCAAUUUACGAUGCAGCAGUGGGUAGACGUCAAUUUCCUGGGCCGAGCGGAGGCUAUUUGAAGAUGGGAGAUUUUUAUACAAAUAUGCGUUCCAGUCCAGGAAAUGGUUUGCCAAACAAACUAGAUCAUUGCCCAGAUACAGAACUUCUAUGGCUGAGAUUUGAACCCGGAGUAAAUCAUGCUAAAAAGACUAUUUUAGAGAGACUCUUACAACUCAGAAAAGAGAUCGAUAUUUAUGUUGGAUACCGUGCUCCUCUCUAUUGGGGCCGAUCUGUGCAUGAUCCGGAUGAGUGGAUUUUGAUGAUAGAUUGGAAUAAAAGCAAAGAUCCUUACAAAGAAGGUCCUGACCCCGUCGACAUCACUUCGGAGACGAAGAUUGUUCAAGAUCUUGUAAAAGAUUUUGUCUUUCUAACCGCCGCUGUUACAAAGGAGUCCAAAACUUUCAAAGUCGGGUUUCCUUAUCUCUCAAACCCCCGCAGAAAAGGGUUUCCCAUAAUGGAAGUCACGAGGUUUGAAGUAUCGAACGAUCCACGAACGCAGGCCUUCUUUCAAAGAUCUUAUGAGUUAUUCACAACAGGUAACAUGGGCCAGGAACAAACGUGGGUGAGGUUGCUUCGCGAAAACUCACCAGAUGCUGCUUCUCUUCCAGCUAAUGGUUCUCUUCCAAUCAAUUCAGCCGGUCGACAUGUAAAUCAUUUUUUUCACGAGUACCCACCAUCAACUCCCUCUUCGAGUGCUGAGGCCGAGGAAACCCAUAUUCCAAAGAAGUCGUCCCUAGAGGCAAUGAAGGAAUGGUAUACGGACUAUGCUAGUCAAUGUGGAAAUUACGAAGAACUGGGUCAUAAAGUUGACAAAUUGCGAAUGCUUUGCGAUGACAUUGAGCUAGUCGAUUCAAAAGUUUUCGACAUGAUCGGGGAUUGUUAUGAAGCUUCAAAGGCACCGAUGCCAACUUCGUGGUCAACAACUGGCAUUCGGUGA
This is a messenger RNA of Botrytis sinoallii, 1974 nucleotides long. RefSeq lists its product as uncharacterized. The transcript is spliced from 4 exons. The coding region runs from base 1 to 1974 and encodes 657 amino acids. Lineage: Eukaryota; Fungi; Ascomycota; Leotiomycetes; Helotiales; Sclerotiniaceae. The record is from RefSeq and is a predicted model, not a curated record.